UACUCUUUUUUUUAAUCAAGUUUAAUACUCAAAUAUAUAACCACAUGAUAUCAGAGUGAACUCUCUUCAUAUUAUUUCUCCUUCUCAACCAACUCCGUAACUAGAGAAGAUGAACAUCAUUGAAGCAGCUUUCUUCCUCUGCUUCAUUUCAUCUUCUAAUGUGCACUUCGCCGGAGCUACUAAACAAACCGCCGGCAACAUCACGCUGUCGGAGAACCCAUUCACACCCAAAGCCUCACUGAUACGUUACUGGAACAAACGCAUCAACGGCGGCUCACCACCACCUUCUUUUUUCCUCUCCAAGGCGUCCCCAUUAACGACCGUAGACUCCACGCGCUUCGCCACACUCGCUUCACGCCACGCGCUCGACACUCGCCUCUCCGAUUUCUGCACCGCCGCGAAGCUCUUCUGUUUCCCUGAGCUCGCCGCUCACUCCGUAACCGAGAAGCACGGCGACGACGUCGGUUUCUCCGUUUACAGCGACAAAAACUUCACCAACUACGGCUCCGACCGUCUCGCCGGAGCCGACACGUUUAAAAAUUACUCCGGCGGAGACAACAUCGGCGUCGACUCUUUCCGUCGUUACAGCCGAGAUUCCGCCGGACACGACGAUGGGUUUACAAAUUACGCCGGAGAAGUCAACGUCGCCGACCAGAGCUUCACCACUUACGCCACCGGCUCCACCGGCGGCUCCGGCGACUUCACGAACUACCACACGAACGCAAACCAACCCAACGGAAGAUUCACUUCCUACUCCGACGAAGCGAACGGCCGGUCACAGUCCUUCACGGCCUACUCCGAGAACGCAAACUCCGGCGCUCAGACGUUCACCAGCUACAGCAAAAACGGCAACGGAGCUCCGAACGGGUUCUCGGGUUACGGAUCCGGGUCAAACGUGGUAAAAUCUGGUUUCUCCGGGUACGGGGAGACCUCAAACGGAGCUAACGACACGUUCACGAGCUACGGCGGCGACGGGAAUCUCCCGGUGAACGAUUUUAAAAAGUACGGCGAAGGAGGAAACGGCGCCGUUUACGGGUUUAAGAGCUACAGAGACCAGUCCAACAUCGGAGCUGACUCUUUCUCUUCAUACGCCAAAGAUUCACACAACGAGAAGGUCAAUUUCGUAAAUUACGGCAAAUCAUUCAACUUGGGCUCCGAUGACUUCACCGGCUACGGGCAAGGCAACGACGGAGGGAACGUCAGCUUCAAAACCUACGGUCAAGGUCCGAGUUUCAAAGCGUACACUAAAGACGGCGUCGUUUUCGCGAGGUACUUUAAUAACGCGAGCUCCAGUGGUAAAAAGGUAAAUAAAUGGACAGAGCCGGGUAAAUUCUUCAGAGAGUCCAUGUUAAAAGAAGGGACUUUGAUGCAAAUGCCAGAUAUUAAGGAUAAAAUGCCUAAAAGGACGUUUUUACCCCGAACCAUAGUUUCAAAAUUAUCGUUUUCAUCUUCUAAGACCGGCGAGGUACGGAGAAUCUUCGGCGCCGGCGAGAACUCGUCGAUGGCGGGGAUAAUCUCGUCGGCGAUUUCCGAAUGUGAGAGACCGCCAAGCUACGGCGAGACGAAGCGGUGCGUGGGAUCAGCGGAGGACAUGAUCGAUUUCGCCACGUCAGUGCUUGGACACGGCGUUGUGGUGAGGACGACGGAGAAUGUGGUCGGGUCGAAGAAGAAGAUCGUGAUCGGGAAAGUCAAAGGAAUCAACGGUGGAGAUUUAACUAGAGCGGUUUCAUGUCAUCAGAGUUUGUACCCGUAUCUACUGUAUUAUUGUCAUUCGGUACCUAAGGUGCGGGUCUACGAAGCGGAUCUUCUUGACCCGGAGAGUUCAGAGAAGAUUAAUCAUGGUAUUGCCAUUUGUCACAUUGACACGUCAGCGUGGAGUGCAAGUCAUGGAGCGUUUUUGGCUCUAGGGUCUGGUCCGGGUAGGAUUGAAGUUUGUCAUUGGAUCUUUGAGAAUGAUAUGACGUGGACUACUGUUGAUUAAGGCUUUGGUCAGUUUUUGUCGUUCGGAUAAUAUUUACUACUGAGUUUUGCUUCAUCGUUUUUUUCUCUUUUUGCAGAUUUUCUCUCUU
Brassica napus (rape) is the source of this 2069-nucleotide messenger RNA. RefSeq names its product polygalacturonase 1 beta-like protein 2. The record is from RefSeq and is a predicted model, not a curated record. The transcript is spliced from 2 exons. Bases 110 to 1981 code for a protein of 623 amino acids. Lineage: Eukaryota; Viridiplantae; Streptophyta; Magnoliopsida; Brassicales; Brassicaceae.